AAUCGUGACGCGGGUUUGGCAGAGUCGGAGCGAGCAGAGGCGCAGGCGAGCGGCGCAAACAGAGAGGGUUUGUGGGUCAUGGGAGAAAGAAGGUAGAAAGACAGGAGGCUUUUUUUCCAGCUUGGGGUCAGAGUGCUGCUGUAGGACCGGAUCGGUGCUGGUCGGACCGGGAUUUGACCCAAAAGACCCCGGGAAAGAGCGACUGAAGCCCGGAUUUGGCAGCGCCUGACUGGUGUUUUGGGGUUCGCCUCUUCCGCUGUCACCAUGGCGAUGCGAGACUUGGUGGAGGCAGAAUGUGGAGGGUCCAAUCCCCUGAUGAAGCUGACCGGUCACAUGACCAAAGAGGGCGGGGCCUGGAGACACCGCUCCACGCCAACAAUUCCUCCUGCUCCUAUUGAAAUUGCAACAGAAGAAGAGCUGGUGAACGAGUUCCUCCAGACGCCCCCACGACCGCCCCAAACAUUUGAUAUGGGACAACUCCUGGAGGAAAUGCAGCAGAUCGAUCAGCAGAGCUACAGACAGGCGCCGCAGAGAGCUCCAGACGUGGCGGCCCUGGCUCUGUCCGGUGACUGGACGGCGGAGUUCCUCUCUGGGUCAGACUCGGCCUCUGCUCCCCUGGUGGCUCUGGGCGAUGCUUCUGAUGCUGACUGGACCAAAGAGUUCAUCGCUGACGCUGCAGAUCCGGGACGCUGGGCGGAGGAGUAUCUGGAGCAGUCCGAGGAGAAGCUGUGGCUGGGAGACCUGGGAGACAAGGAGAGCGAGUGGACAAAGGAAUACCAAGCAGAAGAUUUGAGACAAGCCGCCAACGAACUCGUGGCUAAAGUCGACGACCCCAAAUUACAAAACACAGAGUUCCUGCGCUUCGUUAGGCAGAUUGGGGAGGGCAGUGUGACAGUGGAGAGCAGCACAGACAAACAGCUCACAGAUAAAGCUCAGGCCCAGGAGGCUCAGAACUGGGCCUCCAGCUUCAACCAGUUCCUGGUCCAAACAGGAGGGGGCAGUCUUCCUCUUGAGCCUCCAGAGAGGGACCAGACCGUUGAGAAAGCUAAAGCUAAACAGGCAGAGAAGUGGGCAAAGGUCGUCAGGCAGGUUUCUGAAGAGUCGGCAGAGGCCUGGGUGGACGAGUUUGCGACAGCGGGGCCGGAUUUCCAACAGGCCAAAGCAGCGGUCGAGAGUGAUGUGGAUUUCUGGGAGAAGCUGCAGGAGGAGUGGGAGGAAAUGGCCAAGAGAGACGCAGAGAGCCAUCCCUGGUUGUCGGAUUUCGAUCAGCUCCUCAGCUCCUCCUACGACAAGGGAUACCAGUUUGAAGAAGACAAUCCGUAUUUAUCACACCCAGACCCUUUGUCAGAGGGAGUAAAAAGGAUGGAGGCCGGAGACAUACCUGGAGCCGUCCGCUUUUUUGAGAGCGCAGUGCAGAAAGAACCGGACAAUCAGCUGGCUUGGCAAUAUCUGGGGACGUGUCAAGCUGAGAACGAGCAAGAGUUUGCGGCCAUCAGCGCCCUCCGCAGGUGUAUUGAGUUGAAGAACGACAACCUGACGGCUCUCAUGGCUCUGGCCGUGAGCUUCACAAACGAGUCUCUCCAUAAACAGGCCUGUGAGACUCUGAGGGACUGGCUCAAACACAACCCCAAAUACAGAGCCGUUUGGGACCAGAGCGAACAAGAGCAGCAGAAGAACGGAGCCAGAGACAAGGGCAAAGAGAGGGAGAGGUUUGGCUCGCUGCUGCCAGAGUCCCUGUUUACGGAGGUGCAGUCCUUGUACCUCCAGGCGGCGAACUCUGACCCCUCGGAGGUCGACCCUCAGCUGCAGUGUGGCCUCGGAGUCCUGUUCAACCUGAGCGGAGAAUACGACAAAGCUGUGGACUGUUUCAGCGCCGCUCUGUCUGUCACUCCACAGGACUACCUCUUGUGGAAUAAACUGGGAGCGACUCUUGCCAACGGGAGCCGCUCGGAGGAGGCCGUGGCCGCGUACAGACGAGCGCUCGAGCUGCAGCCGGGAUUCGUCCGCAGUCGCUACAACCUGGGAAUCAGCUGCGUGAAUCUGGGAGCGCACAGAGAAGCCGUGGAGCACUUCCUGGAGGCUCUUUCGCUCCAGAGACAGGCGGCGGGCGACGGGGCCAGAGCCGCUCGGGGCCCGGGCGUGGCCGCGGCCGCCCUCAUGUCCGACAACAUCUGGUCCACUCUACGCAUGGCCCUAAGCAUGAUGGGAGAAAGCUCGCUGUACGGAGCGGCGGAUCGGAGGGACUUGGACACUCUGCUCGUUCACUUCUGUCAGAGAGAGGUGGAGGGAGCCCCCGAAUGAGGACGACGGAGGGGCGGGACAAUCGAGUGCGAAUGCGUUUUAUUCAACGGGAGAUGUUUGGGUACUCGGCCAGAAGCAGGGGGAGUGUGAAGGUUUGGAGCAGAAGGAAGGACUGGACCUGGGGACGGGACAAGACGGGACGAGACGUGGGCGACGGGACGAGACGUGGGCGACGGGACGAGACGUGGGCGACCGGGACGAGACCUGGGGGAUCGGGACCUAUCAUAUUUAACUAUGAACUAAACUGGGACUAAACUGGGACUACAUUUUCUCAAACUUGAAAAGGCUAGAGAUGCAUUCAAACUUAGACACACAGCAUAUCCAAACUGAGACUAAACUGGGACUAAACCAGGACUUACUCCCGGGACUAGACCAGGACUAAACUAAGACUAGACCGGGACUAAACUAAGACUAGACCGGGACUAAACUAAGACUAGACCAGAACUAAACUAAGACUAGACCAGGACUAAACUAAGACUAGGCCAGGACUAAACUAAGACUAGACCAGGACUAAACUAAGACUAGACCAGGACUAAACUAAGACUAGACCAGGACUAAACUGCUCUAACCAGGAGAAGUGACAAGGCUAGAGAUGCAUUCAUACAUCAAUAUAUCAUAAACUAUAAACUAAACUGGGGCUAAACUGGGGCUAAACUGGGACUAAACUGGGACUAAACUGGGACUAAACUGGGACUAAACUGGGGCUAAACUGGGGCUAAACUGGGGCUAAACUGGGGCUAAACUGGGGCUAAACUGGGGCUAAACCGGGGCUAAACCGGGACUAGACCGAAAUUAAUCUGGGACUAAACCAGGACUAAACCAGGACUAAACCAGGACUAAACCAGGACUAAACCAGGACUAAACCAGGACUAAACCAGGACUAAAUGUUCUUAAACUUGGACAACUGAACACAAAAGGGAUGCAUUCAUAUUUACACCUACAGCAAAUCUAAACUGAGACUAAACUGGGAUUAAAUCAGGACUUUAUCUCGGGACGAGACCGGGACGAGACCGGGACGAGACCGGGACGAGACUGGGACGAGACCGGGACGAGACCGGGACGAGACCGGGACGAGACCGGGACGAGACCGGGACGAGACCGGGACUAAACUGAGCUCAAACUGGGACAAGUGAGUACCGUCUUGUGCUUUUGAGCAGAAGAAAAACAAAUUUUUCAAGUUUAUUUUCACUAAACUGGGACUAAAACAGGACUAGGACAGGACCAAACUGAGUCUACGUCGGGACUGAAGGAGCUCACACCAGGACAAGUGUGAACACGGCUUAAAUCUUGUGCAAAGUGAAAAACUGGGACUCACUGUGAUCAUAAGUUUUGUGUUUGGUCUCCCCUCGGAUCGUCGCACAACUGGCUUAAAGUUCAUUUUAACUGUUUCCUCCAUGAAGAAAGUAAACGAAAUGAACUAAAAACUCAGUAAUUAAGUUUGUGGUUAACGACAAAACUGACAGACGCCCGCCCUCUUUUCUCUGACGGUAAGUACAAUAUUGUUGCUGGAGAGAUUGAUACAGCUGUAAAUCGAUGAUGCAAAGACACUAAUGACGACACUCUAGUUGAAAUAGUCUGAACAUUUCCAAGUUUACGAAUUUGUUUUCCUAAUUAUUUCAGCCAAAACCAGACUGUUAUUGAUUCAAAUAUGUGGCUACGUUUAAUUUAUAUGUUUUGGGAUGAAAAUGCAAUGUGUUACUAUGUUAAAGUAAUGGUUUUGUAAUUAAUAAUUAGGCCUCCAGAUUUUUCAUAUGGCUCUUGUAAAGCUUUUCGCUUCUUUAUCAUUUUAUGCGAUGAUGUGUAUUGUUGUAACAACUCGCUGCACUAUUGUUUUCAGGCCGUUUCUGUCCUGAUAACGAUGUUUAUUAUACUAUUCAGCAAUAAAAUGUUGAUUCAAA
Molecule: messenger RNA, 4199 nt
Organism: Periophthalmus magnuspinnatus
Lineage: Eukaryota; Metazoa; Chordata; Actinopteri; Gobiiformes; Gobiidae
Gene: pex5
Product: peroxisomal biogenesis factor 5
Exons: 17
Coding region: 265-2301 (678 amino acids)
Biological process (GO): protein import into peroxisome matrix, docking
Cellular component (GO): peroxisomal membrane; cytosol
Molecular function (GO): protein binding
Source: RefSeq, a predicted model, not a curated record